Molecule: messenger RNA, 480 nt
Organism: Rotaria sordida
Lineage: Eukaryota; Metazoa; Rotifera; Eurotatoria; Philodinida; Philodinidae
Source: the annotation of a GenBank genome assembly
AUGGGUGACUACUCGAAAGCACUUGAAUUUUACGAAAAAUCACUUAAAAUCUACGAAAAUGCUCUGCCUCCGAAUCAUCCCGAUUUGGCUACUUCAUACAACAACAUCGGUGACGUUAUCGUUCUAAUCGAUGAUACAUCAAAUCGUGUUCAUAUUGUUCUACGACCUGAUAUUAUUCCAUUGAAAAUUCUUGAUCGAAAUAUUUCUCAUCAACUGAAUAAAGAUCCAUUUUUACCAUCAAAUUCAACAAUAGAUAAUCAAGAUGAAUCUAUAUGUGAUCGUUUAGGAAAAAAUCGUAAAUUUCUUUCAUCAAAACGAAUACCAUUUCAAGAAAAACUCGAAGAAAAUAAUUCUAUAACACUUUUAAUACAAAAUGGUAUUGUUCAAAUAAAUUCUCCAUAUAAACAUGAAAACAUUUCAGGAACAAAUGAAAUUGUUCUAUCACGUAUUAAAUUAUUAUUUAAACAGAUUAUUAAUUAA